Triticum urartu is the source of this 1045-nucleotide messenger RNA. The record is from RefSeq and is a predicted model, not a curated record. NCBI's taxonomy places the organism in Eukaryota, Viridiplantae, Streptophyta, Magnoliopsida, Poales, Poaceae.
CUCAGGUCAGUUCGCUGCAUUUGCGCUGCUCGGAGCGGCAGAUCUGCUCGUACUCCCGCAAUGGUUCGGUUUCUGAGCUUUGACAUCAUGUGUGUGCGUGCGGACUGCGGCGCAGGGAGGGUCGGCUCGGCGACGAUGGCGGAAGACCGAAGCUGGAUGUACACGGGCCGCCAGAGCAGGAAGAAGUUCACCCCCGAGUGGCUGGAGAAGAUGACCGAGUUCUUGGAGCGCGCCUUCCGCAUCCUCCCGCCGGGGCGCCCGGCCAUCGUGCUGUGCCCCUGCGCUCGCUGCGAGUUCAGGCUGUACAGACCGAAGGACGAGAUUCAGCUGCAUCUGUUCAAGAACGGGUUCGCGCCAGGGUACACGGUGUGGGUGUACCACGGCGAGCGCCACAAACCCCAGCCCGCUAAGCCGUCCGACGACCGCCCCAAAGAGAACGGCGAUCUCGACGGGAAGAAGGAUGGCGCCGGCGGCGGCGAGCAAGCGUCGAAGCCGCAGGAGACUAAGGAGUGGGAGAUUUCCCAUCUUGAGGCGUAUGCAAGAGGCCGUCUACCAAAGGGGACUAGUCAAAUGGAGUGGAGCUACCAGAAAUACCUGUGGGAGCAAAAGAAAGCCAAGCUGCAACAGGAACAGAGUGAGCCAAAGGCAAAGAGGCUGGAGUGCAAUGCUAGCCCAAAUUUGCAGCAAUGGUUGCCCACUUCAUGCUCGCGCUGUGUGGAACGGCUCACGUUUGCUGAAGAGGAAGGGAGCAAUGUCGACGUCCCUGAACCUGAAGUUGAAGAUACAGCAACGACAACAGCUGAUGCUCCUGUAGCUAAUCCGGCAAUGACAUCAAACGCGAGUGGAGUUCAGAUCCCAGCUGGACCGACUGCUCGUCCCAAGCGCAAGGCAGGCCCGCCCGGGGGGUAUUCAGGUUCAGAUUGGGUCAAUUGACCCGUGUAACGGCUACUUAGUUUAAAUAGCCCCCUUUAGCCAUUGAUGUACUUGGCGGACAAGAAAUGGGCGGCUAAGGCCGAUCGUAAACACUUGUUGUGUCGGUGGAUUA